AUGGCCACCGAUAUGCAGAACGGCGCAUUCCGCCACAACAACACGGACGUCCCUGAAGGUCAGCGCGUCAUGCCCCUCUUCUCCCUCAAGGGUCGCACCGCCAUCGUCUCCGGCGCUGGUGCAGGAAUCGGCCUCGCCGUCGCACACGCUCUGGCUGAGGCUGGUGCCAACGUGGCCAUCUGGUACAACAGCAACAAGCAGGCCAUCGCCGAGGCCGAGAAGAUUGAGACGACGUACGGCGUCAAGUGCCGCGCAUACCAGGUCAACGUCGUCUCAUCCGAGGACGUGGAAAAGGCCAUCAACGGCAUUGUCGGCGAGUUCAACGGCCGUCUCGACGUCUUCGUCGCCAACUCCGGCAUCGCCUGGGAGGAUGGCGCCUUUCUUGACGGCCCCGUCGACACAGCCAAGAAGGUCAUGGCCGUCAACGUCGACGGCGUCAUGUGGUGCGCCAAGUACGCCGGUGCUCACUUUCGCCGCCAGAAGACCGAGGGCACCACCGUCGACGGCAAGAAGCUCGACAACUUCAUGGCGGGAAGCUUCAUCGCCACGGCCUCCAUGAGCGGCAGCAUCGUCAACAUCCCCCAGCUCCAGGCCGUGUACAACAGCUCCAAGGCUGCCGUCAUUCACUUCUGCAAGAGCUUGGCUGUCGAGUGGACCGGCUUCGCUCGCUGCAACAGCGUCUCCCCCGGAUACAUCAAGACGGAGAUUUCAGCCUUUGCGGACGCCAACGUCAAGAACCAGUGGAAGGGCAAGACGCCGAUGGGCCGCGAGGGAGAGGUCAAUGAGCUCAAGGGCGCCUUCCUGUACCUUGCGUCCGAUGCCGCCUCUUACACGACCGGUCUCGACAUGAUCGUCGACGGCGGUUACUCUCUCCCUUAA
Molecule: messenger RNA, 879 nt
Organism: Geosmithia morbida
Lineage: Eukaryota; Fungi; Ascomycota; Sordariomycetes; Hypocreales; Bionectriaceae
Product: sorbose reductase
Exons: 4
Coding region: 1-879 (292 amino acids)
Cellular component (GO): intracellular anatomical structure
Molecular function (GO): oxidoreductase activity, acting on NAD(P)H, oxygen as acceptor
Source: RefSeq, a predicted model, not a curated record